Molecule: messenger RNA, 4481 nt
Organism: Homo sapiens (human)
Lineage: Eukaryota; Metazoa; Chordata; Mammalia; Primates; Hominidae
Gene: GOLGA6L4
Product: golgin A6 family like 4
Source: RefSeq, marked validated
AGUUGCACAGCUGCCUGGUAGGUGACUGGAGGCAUUGAGCAGUGCUCACUGGUAUUUCGCUGAUGUGGCCCCAACCCCGCCUCCCUCCCCACCCCGCGAUGUCAGAAAAAACACAACAGGGGAAAUUGGCCGCAGCCAAGAAAAAGUUAAAAGCAUAUUGGCAGAGGAAGAGCCCUGGCAUUCCAGCAGGAGCUAACAGGAAAAAGAAAGUCAAUGGCAGUAGCCCUGACACAGCCACUUCUGGUGGUUACCACUCACCUGGGGAUUCAGCAACAGGUGUCUACGGGGAGGGCCGUGCAUCCUCUACUACCCUGCAGGAUCUGGAGAGCCAGUACCAAGAACUAGCAGUGGCCCUGGAUUCAAGCUCCGCAAUAAUCAGUCAACUCACUGAAAACAUCAAUUCACUGGUUCGCACAUCUAAGGAGGAGAAGAAGCAUGAGAUACAUCUGGUACAGAAGCUUGGGAGGAGCUUGUUCAAACUCAAAAACCAGACGGCUGAACCCCUGGCCCCAGAGCCCCCAGCAGGGCCAUCUAAGGUAGAGCAGCUACAAGAUGAGACCAACCACCUAAGGAAGGAGCUAGAGAGUGUGGGAAGACAGCUCCAGGCUGAGGUGGAAAACAAUCAGAUGUUGAGUCUCCUGAACAGGAGACAGGAGGAGAGGCUACGUGAACAGGAGGAGAGGCUACAUGAACAGGAGGAGAGGCUACAUGAACAGGAGGAGAGGCUGUGUGAACAGGAGGAGAGGCUACGUGAACAGGAGGAGAGGCUGUGUGAACAGGAGGAGAGGCUACGUGAACAGGAGGAGAGGCUGUGUGAACAGGAGGAGAGGCUACGUGAACAGGAGGAGAGGCUGUGUGAACAGGAGGAGAGGCUACGUGAACAGGAGGAGAGGCUGUGUGAACAGGAGGAGAGGCUACGUGAACAGGAGGAGAGGCUGUGUGAACAGGAGGAGAGGCUACGUGAACAGGAGGAGAGGCUGUGUGAACAGGAGGAGAGGCUACGUGAACAGGAGGAGAGGCUGUGUGAACAGGAGGAGAGGCUAUGUGAACAGGAGGAGAGGCUGUGUGAACAGGAGGAGAGGCUAUGUGAACAGGAGGAGAGGCUGUGUGAACAGGAGAAGCUGCAGGGCAAGAGGCUGCUGGAAGAGGUGGAGAAGCUGUUAGAACAGGAGAGGCGGCAGGAGGAGCAGGAGAGGCUGCUGGAGAGGGAGAGGCUGCUGGACGAGGUGGAGGAGCUCCUGGAGCAGGAGAGGCUUCGGCAACAGGAUGAGAGGCUGUGGCAGCAGGAGACUCUGCGGGAGCUGGAGAGGCUGCGGGAGCUGGAGAGGCUGCGGGAGCUGGAGAGGAUGCUGGAGCUGGGGUGGGAAGCCCUGUACGAGCAGCGGGCCGAGCCACGCAGCGGCUUCGAGGAGCUGAACAACGAGAACAAGAGCACACUGCAGUUGGAGCAGCAAGUAAAGGAGCUGGAGAAGUCGGGUGGAGCUGAAGAGCCAAGAGGCUCCGAGUCUGCAGCAGCAGCCAGACCAGUACCUGGAGCCCCAGUCCCACAAGGAGCUUGGAUGUGCGGACAAGCAGGGUGGACUCCCCAGGAGCACCCAGGCUUGAGUGGAGAAGCUGUUGGUACAGGAGAGGCGGCAGGAGGAGCAGAAGAGGCUGCAUGCCAUUCUUUUCGGGCUGCGGAGAACAGGGAGCUAAACAUCACCAUCAUCUAAGAGCGGGUCAAGAAAUUGAAAAAAAAAAAAAACAAAACAUUUAAGGGGUUAAUAUCCUACACAAUUCAUUUACUUCAUUUGAAUGUUAGAGCCACUUAUGUUUAUUUGUGUUUCUAAUUUAUAGUUUAAAUUUAUUUGUGUUUCUAAUUUAUAAUUUAAAUUUAUUUGUGUUUCUAAUUUAUAGUUUAAAUUUAUUUGUGUUUCUAAUUUAUAAUUUAAAUUUAUUUGUAAAAAGUUAAAUGAGAGUGGGUCUUUCUCUCAUGUUCACUCUGGCAUCUUUUAGCAUUUUUUUAAUUUGAUAAUUAUAGGACGUUAGCAUGCAUAUCGAGUUUGCCCUUAUGUGGUGGGAGUUCAAACACACAAAGACCCACUGUAUGCACACAACUGUUCUUGCUGGUUUGGGAUAGGCUGCCAUGCUUUUUUAAUGUUAGUACAGCCUGUAUAUUCAUUACGGAAUUCAGAUAAAAUUUCCUUAUGUUCUGCUGUUAUGUUUGAUCGAAUCCUAAUCACAGUGAGCUCUUCAUUAGCUCAAUAUGUGGUUUGCCCUCAAGUGCGCGGUCUAUUACUUUGUAAUAUGCCACUGUGAGUACUGACAUUUACAGUUGUUUAAAGGUGGAGCACUGGAAACAGCCUUUCCCCCUUUUUCUGUGUAUUGGGGAUGGGAGUAAUAACAUUUUGGGGAGGUUUUUAAAUCUCCCAGAAGAGGAAAGUGGCCUGCUUUGGCAGGUGUGUGCAGGAUAGAAUAUGUUUCAUUUGUUCUGGUGCCAAGAAUGAGCGCUGUACUACGGUAGUUCCCUUAGGAUUUGUAUGUGCUCUGGGCUCAUGAAGAUACUGCCUCAUGAGCUGUGGCAGUUGUACUCUUUUUUGAUGACCUGAAAAGGGAUUAUUUCUGAGGAAUGAAAGGCUCCCAUCAUGACUGUGGAUGUGGAAAACCUUUUCUAGCUGAGAGCAUUUAUAUCUACAAUACAUUUUAAAGUCAGAGUUCAUGUUCCCUGUUUUAAUCACAUGACUACAUGUCCCAGUACACAAAAGGGCACUGGUUGGCGUUCUCCUUAAUGUAUUUAGUAAAGAUCAGAAGAAAUCCUUUAAGAGUUUAAAUGCCCCUGGAACAGGCAUAUACAGGCUCUAGUCAAGAAUGAAUUCGAGUGAAGGAAAGCUGUGUGACACCUGGCAUUCCUCUGUGUUCAUGGAGCUUAUUUGAGGCUAGAAGAUGGAUUUUACCAUCUAGACCUCUCUGGCUAAUAGCUAGUCUUCAACCAUCUGACAUAGGAAUUUACUUCUUUUCCUUGAAUGGAGAACACUUUAAAAAUAAUAACAAACAUUAUUAUAAACUAAUAUAUGUGAGAGUACUUAGUUGAAACAAAAAGGAGUUUUAGUAGACAGUAUUAUACUACAUUUGAAAAUCAAGGAGCAGUUUAUGCAACGUAAAAUGUUUACAAACUGCAGCGCAAUCUACUGUUUGUGACUGUCAAAGUGUCAUGAGGAAAGUGUCUAUACAAUCACAGAGUUAUAUUUCCUCACAAAGUUCUUUACGAAGAGUGAAAUAUGUUUUUAUACCUCUCAGUUUCAGUUAGAGGCAUAUUUUGUGUAAUAUUUAUGGCUUAAAAUGGACUAAAGGUCCUGUUCUUGCCUUGUCUGAACUUGCCGCUUUUGCAUUCUUUGAGUUCAGUUUAAAGACACUUACUUUAACUCCAUUUUAAACCCUCGGGCUAGAAAUCGUACCACUGUUAAUUAGCCACGUUAUUUGGUCUAACAGUUUUUGUUUAUCAUUCUGAAACUGAGCUUAUCUAAUACAUUGAUAAAUUAUUUCAAAGGUAUUUUUAUAGUUCAAAUCGCUUCACUUUUACCCUGACACGUAUAAAUGACUAGGAAUGACCUUCAGAUAGCGUUUAGCAACUGUAACCAAUCUGACAAUAAUGUGUUCAUCAGGUACCUGUGGAUUAAAUCACAUACUGGCAUAUUUAAGCUGAAUGUCAGUCUGAAAAAUAAAUGUACUAUAUUAACUCAAAUACCACUCUCUGUGUAGGUAUUUUGUCAUAUGUUUAAGAAAAAGCUAAAGAGAAUGGAAAUCCUAUGACAAUAACUCAAGUCUUUCUUCAAAGUGCAUGCAGUCUCUUGCAGUACCUCAUUCAGCCAAGUAUUUGUUCUCUUCCUCAUUCAGUAUAAGGCAGCUUUCAAUUUGCUUAGAAGGCAAUAUUAGAAGGUUAGAGUUCAGCAGAAAGAGAGAAUUUUAAAAUGUGAGUUCGACUGAAUAAAUUUGAAUUUCUGUAGGAAGUAAAGAAUCAAAAUACCUAUUUAAAGACUGCAAUAUAUGAUAAUUAUUUUUAAAGUAAUAGAUUAAACCUGAUAGGUUUUCCUGAAAUGAAAAACAAUCAGUUCUAAAACCAAAGCUGAUUUUUAGAAAAUGUGAAAAUGUAAAUCAACCCUAUCCAAAAUAGAUUCUCUAAAACUUUAUCUUACAGUCACUUUCAAAUAACUAUUCAAAAAUGUAACUGUUAAAUUAAUGUCUUAAAAUAAUUUAAAACAUUUUAAAAUACGAAUACUGUAGCUUAAAACAAAGAAUCUAGGGGAAGGAAAAGUAGAGAAAGAAAUGCCAAUUCCAGUCCAAAGCUGUAUUUGCCAAGUUUUCUUAGAACGACUUUUACCGAUUUAUGAAUUCUUAUACACAGAAUGCAUGAUGGAAAUACUGAUUUUUGUCUAAAGUGGCAUUAUUGACUGCUUCUGUGAUGCUACUGUAAUGUAAUAAAUUAUUAGAUUGUUUCAAGGUGC